Messenger RNA from Pieris macdunnoughi, 3819 nucleotides. NCBI's taxonomy places the organism in Eukaryota, Metazoa, Arthropoda, Insecta, Lepidoptera, Pieridae. The record is from the annotation of a GenBank genome assembly.
AUGUCUGUCGAAAGGGCUACAGGUAAAGAGAUCGAUAAAAUCAAACGUCGCCAAAAAAAUGACGAUAUUAUUGCAACAGGAUUAUUAAAUGCUGCUGAGGAUACAGUACGUUUUGCAAAAAUGGAAAUUUUAAAUGACAAGACGGGUAAGCCUACGGAAUUACAACUUCAAGCAAGUUCCCAUCUGAUAUCUAGCACAACAAGUAGUUUGGCUGAUACUCCUGGUGAUUCCGGGGUGCAAUGUUUGGAUAGUGAUACUUCGGAAGCGACGAGUCAGGCUCUUAUGUCUCAUAGCCUAAUCGGGACAGAGGAACUCACGUGUGACAGUAUUUAUGAUGCAGCCCCGUCAGGGUCACAGGAUAUGAUUAAAAGUACGAGUAGUAGUAUAAUGACUCGAAGUGAUAUUGAUAAUCAAAAUAGUGGGGCAAAUGACGAUAUUGUACCAGAACUCCUUGUUGAAACUAAUAAAAAACCCUGCUAUGAAAAUCUACCAGAUGUUGUACUUAAGGCUUUAGAAAGUGAAAAAGUUUCAACUGAAGAAGUAAAAAAAUCAGCUCUCAGAACAAGUGAACCAAAAAAAUCUCAAUCAGAAGAUAUUGUGUACAGAAGAAGGUGUAGAAAAAAGUCACAAAGUGGCCCUAGUUCCCAAAAGAAAAGGGUGUCCUUCCAUGAAGAUAUUCUGAAUAAUACCAAAACUGAUAAUAUACACAUUGAACGUGGAUUUGUUUCAUAUGGCCCUGAUAGUGCAUACUGUGAUAGAUUUAGGCAAAGGAAUAAUGUGAGUGAUAGGUUCUCUUGGGCAUCUGGUGACAGAGCUCCAAAGUAUGCUGCAGAUGUUGCACAACAAACUAUGUCAGACAUCCUCACAUAUGGAGAUAGUAAACAUGACCGCAGUGGCAUAUUUGAGUACUGCCAAGACUUUCGAAAGAGCAAUCAAGAAAACAACAAUACAGAUAAUAAUAACAAGGACAAGGACAACAAUAAUGAAACUAGGCCAAAUGGAAAGUUAUAUGGCUGUGAUUCAAAUAGUUCAGACUCCAAUUUCAGCUGUGAUUCUGAAUCCUCAAGCAGUGAAUCUUCAUCUUCAAACUCCAACAAAACAGAAACCCCAGUCAGUAAUAGAAAAUGUGAAAAAACCCAAAAAUCAUACUCUUGUGAUGAAUUUGAAAAUAAUGCUCAUAUAGCUUUCAUGAGAAAAACUUAUUUCUCUGAAGCUGACAUUGACCAAUCUCAUGAUUGCAGAAAAAAACCUUUAGAGGUACCGCAGAGCCCCAUCAAUGUAAAAUCUGUUCUUAAAAAGAAAAGAUACAUCACCACUAAUGUUGUUGAAGAAACAAAGGGAAACAAUAAAGUAUUAAAUCUAUUGGAUACUAAUAACAUCAUUGAUUCAUUAAAAAAUUUCUAUAAAAAUUUUAACUUUAAUUUUGCACCUGAAAGUGGAUUACCGGAAAAUUGUUUUGAAUUAAACAAUGUCAUAGAAGCUCUACCAUGUGAUGUUAACCAAAAUAGAAAGCUUUCAAAAAGUCUAGACUCUGGAUUUCAAAUUGAUGAUGAAGAUGAUUUUGUAGAAAUAAACUUGAAUUCACAGUCAGCUGAUGUAGAGAAACAAAAAGAUAUAGCAACACCAAAAAAUCCUGUCCGCAAUGAAAGAACUCCGGAGGGAUCUCCAAGGCACAAACUUACUUUAAAUAUGCAGGCUCAAAAUGAUAAAAAAUCUUUGACUGAUAUUCUACCACCACUAAGCAAGUAUGUUGUGAACUGUGAAAGUACUGUUUAUGAACAUAAAGGAGUAUCAUAUAGCUAUGUACAUGAUACAUUCCAAACUGCCUUUGAAGCCCCAAAGGAAACCUUUGUACCAAUACCAGAAUCUACUCCAGUGAAGGAAUUAAUUUCGAGCUCAAGCAAAUCAGAUUUUAAUCAAAGAGAUGGUGACAACUCAAGCAGGGCAUCAACACCCAAACGUCAAUACAAUAAAAAUGUUCUAGACGAGACAGAGCAAAAGAAUGGUGUUUCGAAACACUUGUCGUCGCCAAAAAAGCAAAAUGUUAACAGGUACAGUCGUAAAUUGGCCUCAACCUUACAGAAGAGUGACGAAACCCAGCAACUCAUUAACGAUAAUGGCUCUAACACGGAUAAUUCAACCUUGAAGGGCGCGGAUGACUUCAAUGACGAAUUUUUCGACAGUCCAAGUCAAAAGUUUCAGACUAACAAGUCCGCUCUACUAAACAGAUACUUGAAAAAUGUUUGCCAAAAAAAAGACCUUGAAUUAAAGAUACGUAAUAAUAAAUUCUAUCAGACGAAGCUAAGGCUUGAAAAGCAUUUCCCAUGUAUUGUGUAUCCGUCGAGGAUGGUAUCGGAAACGUUCCGUGCGUCCGCCGAGCGGAUGUCCCGUCUUAUUGACAAGGAGGUGAUUGAAAACAAAAGGCUUUCUGUGCGACUGCUCACGGCCGACGAGCCUUCAUACUUCGACAGCUUCGAAGACAACGUUGCCAUUGAAUGCAAUGAGAAACUAAGGUUGCAAAUUUUCUCGCAUCCCAAUGAAACCUUGAAUAGGAUGAUGAGGGUGCAAUCACCAUACAACAUGGACGAUGGAUCUUGGACUCCUCUACUAGUAUUCAUAACGGACUAUGCACUGUAUGUAGCGAGCGUAAAUCCCGGCGGAACUGAAUACGAUAUGAUAUGCAGAUUACCUCAUAACGAGUUAGAUGCAAUAGCGGUGGGUCCAGAAGCACAAUACAUCCAAGUAAUAGAUACAUCUGGCAACAUCGCCUGUUCUGUGGUAACUGGUGAAUCGUCUUUGGGCGCGCGGCUUGCAUCCUCUUUGGAGUGGAGUGCGAGGACUUCUCCAUUAAGGAUCUCCCGACCACCAGCCAUGUUGCCACUUCAGUGUCGCCAUUUAGCAUCGGCUGUGACGAGACAGAGGCAUGAGAAACAGGUGCCUCCAAUCAUAUUCUACGGACGUGCAUGUUCAGGAGAUGCUGAGGACCGACUUAUGGAGGCACCUGGAGCGUUCGCCCCACCGCUCGAAGGGUAUCUUAUGUGCAGGACUGAUAAAACCAAACGAUUUGAACCCUGUUACUUCUUAUUACGAGCUGGUGUCCUUCAUUGGGGUCCACAUUCCCCAGACGGGUCUCCCCUGCCAAACAACAUAGCCCUACGUUUAGUAGUGGGUGUAAGAAGGCAUGUGGAUGCAACGAGAAGACCGCACUGCUUCGAGAUCGCUCUCAGUGACUCAAGUAGACUUCUUUUGGCAGCACCUGAUGAUCCCACAGCAUCAUCUUGGCUGCAGUCUUUGCUCUUGCAUGCUGCUCAAUCGUUAGAAGAGAAAACAACUCCCAAGAAAGCAGUUCGUUCCGGACCACCUCCCGCUUGUACGGUAAUCGUCACGCCGUUUGAGGUCAUCAGCUUAAGAGACACCCUCGAUCUGGCAUUUGUGGCUGGAGCAGCUGCCUAUUUGAAGGAUAGAGGCUCGGAAGCGUUGUUAAGAGAAUAUAUCGAGGAAAUGCACACUGAUAUUGAGAUUUUGGCGUGCGGCUCAAUCAAGAAUUUGACAGCAUUCAAGAUACCUGAUACAGAUGAAAACUGGUGCUGCUUGGAAUGGAGUGUAUGCGAGGCACGCGAGCGGGGUGCGGGGCUUGCACUAGUGUUAGCGAGUAGUAACGAACUGGAGAGGCUUAUAGCGGCGGUGGAAAGAGCAUAUUGUGAUCUUACGUGUGAACCAUUUCCCCUAAGCGUUGUCGAAGCCACCAAGUCGGCCUGCAGUACCGCACACUCUAAAUAUGAAGCUGCGUGGGCGCAUAUGCUUCCAUCCCAUCAGUAA